CUGGGGUGGGUAUCCACAGGGCUAAGGUUACCAUGGUAUGUUAAGGGCUGCCGGGGCAGGACUAUAUAACCCCAGAAGAACUGCUCCAAGCACAUUCUCUCCCUUUUUCCAUCUGAAGCUACUGCCUUGCCCCCAGGAGAUCUAAGACAUGGCACCCAAGAAGGCCAAGAGAAGGGCAGGAGCAGAAGGGAGCUCCAAUGUCUUCUCCAUGUUUGACCAGACUCAGAUCCAGGAGUUCAAGGAGGCAUUCACUGUAAUUGAUCAGAACAGGGAUGGCAUUAUCGACAAGGAGGACCUUCGGGACACCUUUGCGGCCAUGGGCCGUCUCAAUGUGAAGAAUGAGGAACUCGACGCUAUGAUGAAGGAAGCCAGUGGGCCCAUCAACUUCACUGUCUUCCUGACCAUGUUUGGGGAAAAGCUUAAAGGUGCGGACCCUGAGGAUGUGAUCACGGGAGCCUUCAAGGUCCUGGACCCAGAAGGGAAGGGCACCAUCAAAAAGCAGUUCUUGGAGGAGCUGCUUACCACGCAGUGUGACCGAUUUUCCCAGGAGGAGAUCAAGAACAUGUGGGCAGCCUUCCCCCCAGAUGUGGGCGGCAACGUGGACUACAAGAACAUCUGCUAUGUCAUCACACACGGUGACGCUAAGGACCAGGAGUAGGGGACCCAAGGUCUCAGAAGACCUAGAUAGGCUUGUAGCCUCUCCAAAUCUCACCCUGACCCACCAAUAAAACUCAACUGGUCUUUGUUUCUUA
This is a messenger RNA of Mastomys coucha (southern multimammate mouse), 752 nucleotides long. RefSeq names its product myosin light chain, phosphorylatable, fast skeletal muscle (gene Myl11). Gene Ontology annotation, cellular component: cytoplasm. Gene Ontology annotation, biological process: skeletal muscle tissue development. The transcript has 7 exons. Lineage: Eukaryota; Metazoa; Chordata; Mammalia; Rodentia; Muridae. The record is from RefSeq and is a predicted model, not a curated record. Gene Ontology annotation, molecular function: calcium ion binding. Bases 149 to 658 code for a protein of 169 amino acids.